AUGGAUAGCUCUAAUUCUAAUUCAUAUCCAUACGACACAGCACGCGUGAGUGAAAUUCUGAAACGCAAACGUCGUGUUCGUGGCAUCAAGUCUUGUUUUCCUUGUCGACACAGGAAAGUAAAAUGCAGCGGUGACCUGCCCUGCGAGAGUUGUGUGUCGAGGGGCCAUCCUGAGCUUUGUUGUGUGCCUUCCAGCGAAUCAGCUGAAAAUUCACGCGCGGCACCGAUACCUUCUGGUAAUACUGGAUCUCGAGACAGUCGUUCCCUGGCAGAAAGCCCAGACGGGGAGGCCGAUGGAGACAGGUUGCAGAGAGAACAUAGCAGGAAUACCAUACCUGGAUUUGAUCAUAGUGAAAAUGACAAGGAGCCUUCUCCAGAUCACACAGCUGGUAUCGAUCUCAUGAUCAAACGGUUGGAAAAUAUAGAGGAACAAAUUUCUUCUCUGAAAGCUGAUCUCAAAAAAUCCCGCGCCAACUCCAGUACGGGGACCAACUUCAAUUGUCAUGAUAGUCAAUCAUCAAAUUUACAGCUCAACCCGCACUUAGCUACGCAUUUCAUCCCUAGGUCACCAGGGAAGAAUUUCGUCGAAGACGCCACAGGGGCGACCAUCUUCCUGGGCGGCCAUUCUGACCCACCAGCAGCAUUGGGAUGUCGAAGCGCACCCGGUGAUGGGAUUCCAUCUGAUGACUUAUUCUUGGAUCAAAUCGCGCCUCGGACGUAUCCUUUUACGAGCAUGUGGGGACCGGAUGCCGGCGCGGCGGAUGUUUGUUGGACUUUGCCUGAGGACUCUGAUAUCGUUCGGUAUUGUCAGAUCUACCAAACGAUAGUCUACCCCUACUACCCAGCCCUAGUAACACUCGAGCAAUUCAAUUCAUCGCUCUGGAAAUUUCUUGACUACCGAGCAGACCUUCAGCAGAGCAACGAAUUAUCAAAGCUCGACAAUAUGGAUACUUCAUGGCUCGCACUAUUGUUUGCCGUCCUAGCGUGUGGAGUUCAAUUCUCGAACGACCCGAUUAAGAAAAGAGAUCUGCAGUCCAAGGUCUUCAUCUGUUCAUCUUUCCAGUGCCUUCGCAUUUCAAACUUCUUCAAUAACACCAACAUGGAUCAAAUCCAGGCUAUGGCACUGAUAGGUCACUGUAUCCGCAACAAUCUGGACACAAAUAGUGCUUGGAUUUUAUUAGGUGCGACAAUGCGUCUCGCGCAGAGUAUUGGACUCCAUGAAGAGACAAUCUCAACAAACUCAUCGAAUGCGACCCAACAAUUCCAAAGAAAACGACUCUGGUGGGUACUCCUCUGGCAGGACACGUUCCUCUCCUUUACCUACGACAGACCCCCAAGUACAAUAAAAUCAAGCGGAAGGAUUCCCUACGACCCCUCAACUAACGAGCCGGGUAAUCACUCACUCGCCGACUGUAUCAUGGCAUAUUGUCAAAUCAUACUCGAGCGGUCACGCAAAGACGAAGACAUCGAAUCCGUCACGGCAAUAAUGGACUACAAGCAGCGCAUAGCGAGAAUCCUAGACGAUGACUUCGCCGCACCAUUCCUCCGCAACAAGGCCCGUUGUCGUACUCCCCAACAACACCUCCAGCGACUGGCAUUUCGCAUACACUAUUCCUAUGUUCUCAUGAGACUCCUUCGAUUGGCACUGAAAACGCCAAGCCCUGAUCCAAAUAUCGAUACUGAAGCAAUCAAAAUGGAAUGUGCAGAACGUGCCUCGGACGCGGUUCGUGCUUUCUUAGAGUUGCAUCAGCUCUCGUCGACGGUUUGUCGGUCGUGGGCGUUUGUGCACAAUGCCGUGAGUUGUGCCUUUACUUUGCAGAGUUUGGGCAUGUUUCCUGUGGAUUCGGAGCUGCUUAUUACAGAACUUGUUGUUAUUUUGGAGAGCGAGGAGAGCUUGUCUUCUUGGGUGGAUAGCGAUACUAAUGUUAGGCAUUACGGGCCUUAUUCAAGGGCUUUGCGGGCAUUGAAGGAAUUUGUUAGUUAG
Molecule: messenger RNA, 1983 nt
Organism: Penicillium odoratum
Lineage: Eukaryota; Fungi; Ascomycota; Eurotiomycetes; Eurotiales; Aspergillaceae
Product: Zn(II)2Cys6 transcription factor
Exons: 6
Coding region: 1-1983 (660 amino acids)
Biological process (GO): DNA-templated transcription; regulation of DNA-templated transcription
Molecular function (GO): DNA binding; zinc ion binding; carboxy-lyase activity
Source: RefSeq, a predicted model, not a curated record